GCGUUUCGCAGAGUCCCACCCAUCUCCGGGCGAGAAGGUAGACGAGGGAUGGGUUGUGGAGAGAGAUAGCGAGUGAGGUAGGCUAGUUGGCAAGUUAGAACGAUAGAGGAAAGAAGGGACGGAAAUAAAAAAGAAUUUAUAGAACGAGGAAGCAUACAUUGGUGCAGGAACAUCACAUUGUAAUUUUAAGAAUUGAGCGCGGGUUUGUGUGUUUCAUGUUCGCCGGCUCUUGCUGAUGAAGUAAGGCUAACUCGCUCCCCUCCGUGUGGGAUCGGUGACCUACCUCCUCCCAGCCCUGCCAGAGCCGCUGCCUGUCCAUCAUGCCGUUCUUUGGAAAGUCGCACAAGAACCCCGCUGAGAUCGUCAAGAGCUUAAAGGAGAAUGUAGCAUAUUUGGAAAAGCUGGAGGCAUCUGAGAGCAAGAAGUGUGAGAAGGUAGCGGAGGAGGUGUCAAAGAGCCUGGCCUCCCUGAAGGAGGUGCUGUGUGGCACAAGCGAGAAGGAGCCGCAGACGGAGACCGUGGCUCAGCUGGCCCAGGAGCUGUACAACACCAACCUGCUCAUCGCCCUCAUCGCCAACCUCCAGAGGAUCGACUUUGAGGGGAAGAAGGAUGUGGUCCAGCUGUUCAGCAACAUUGUGCGACGUCAGAUAGGCACACGCACGCCAACUGUGGAGUACAUCUCCUCACACCCACAGAUCCUCUUCAUGCUGCUGAAAGGGUAUGAAAGUGCAGAGGUGGCCCUGAACUGUGGCAUGAUGCUUCGGGAGUGUCUGCGGCACGAGCCCCUUGCUCGCAUCGUGCUCUUCUCCGAGGAAUUCUUCUGCUUCUUCCACUACGUAGAGCUCUCCACCUUCGACAUCGCCUCAGACGCCUUCGCUUCCUUCAAGGAUCUACUUACAAGACACAAGAUAAUGUGUGCUGAUUUCCUGGAGACAAAUUACGACCGAGUGUUUACAGAAUAUGAGAAGCUCCUGCAUUCAGAAAAUUAUGUCACCAAACGUCAAUCUUUAAAGCUCCUGGGAGAGCUGCUCUUGGACAGACACAAUUUCACGGUCAUGACCAAAUACAUCAGCCGUGCAGAGAACCUGAAGCUAAUGAUGAACAUGCUGCGAGACAACAGUCGCAACAUCCAGUUUGAGGCCUUCCAUGUCUUCAAGGUGUUUGUUGCCAACCCUAACAAGACUCAGCCAGUGCUGGAUAUCCUGCUGAAGAACCAGGCCAAGCUCGUGGAGUUCCUGAGCCGUUUCCAGAGAGACCGGACCGAGGACGACCAGUUUUGUGAUGAGAAGAACUACCUGAUCAAGCAAAUCAGGGACCUCAAGCGGCCCACACCUCAGGGAGAGGCUUAGCACGAGGGGCCAAAGGGUUAGGGGCCAAUCUGACCGGUGGAAGUAAGGGUGCGGGGUGGGGGUUAUGCUGAGGCCGAACAGAGAAUUUGUGUGGGGGUGUGGUAAGAGAUGAGGUGAUGGGUUAUUUGGAGGAGUGUGGAAAUAAUAUGGCUGUGGGAGAUGGUAGCCCUCCUCCUCUUCACCUUCAUCAUAAGAUUCACACUGAAGGAAUGAACAAGGAGAGGAGCGGUUCACAUCUCCAAUGGCUAAAAUGUGUUUUUGCCAAAUCCAGCUUCAGCAAAAGGUGCAAUCCAGUGCUACAUUUCUCUACAUCACCAAAUGUACUAUGGAUAUAUUUCUGCUGAGAGCACAUUCCAUGCCACAUGUAUGUACUGAUUCCAAGAGAUAUUUCUCAUGAAAUCUUCUACUCAAUGGCGAUGAUAACAUUAAGGCAAUGUGUUUUUCUCUGAAUAUGUUGUGGAAGUCCCUCAUCAACUGUACAUUCAAUGUACAUUCUUUAGAGUAUUAAUAAAAGCUUUCAUGGAA
Molecule: messenger RNA, 1874 nt
Organism: Conger conger (European conger)
Lineage: Eukaryota; Metazoa; Chordata; Actinopteri; Anguilliformes; Congridae
Product: calcium-binding protein 39-like
Exons: 9
Coding region: 321-1349 (342 amino acids)
Biological process (GO): intracellular signal transduction
Molecular function (GO): protein serine/threonine kinase activator activity
Source: RefSeq, a predicted model, not a curated record